This is a messenger RNA of Vicia villosa (hairy vetch), 543 nucleotides long. RefSeq lists its product as uncharacterized. The record is from RefSeq and is a predicted model, not a curated record. The coding region runs from base 1 to 543 and encodes 180 amino acids. The transcript has 2 exons. NCBI's taxonomy places the organism in Eukaryota, Viridiplantae, Streptophyta, Magnoliopsida, Fabales, Fabaceae.
AUGCAUAAAGAACUGGAGAUAGUUCUACAGAGAUGGAGUGGAAGGAUGGUUGGUAAGCCUCAGUAUAUUUUGUGGAAUAAGUUGAUGAGACUUAGACCUGAUUUGAAGCAACUGACCUCUACAAUCACUGAAGGUGUCAAACAGAUCCAGAUUGCUAGACAACACUUGGAGCAAGCAGAGAAGGAACAGAUUUUACAACAGAAAGCAAAAGGCACCUGGCUGCAGCUAGGGGAUGGGAACAAUUUGUAUUUUCAUGUUAUUGUUAAAGGGAAAAAUAAGCAGAUUGGGAUACAACAAUUGGAGGAUAGUCAGGGACAUCUUCUCACUGAGCACAAAGAGAUAGAAGUUGAGGUUUUGCACUUCUACCAGGGGCUUGUGGGAAAGGCUGCCUCAAACUUAAAGCAUGUAGAUAUUGUAGCCCUCGGAAAUGGGAAGCAAUUGGAAGAGGAAUACAAGCAGGAUCUUAUAAAGAAGGUUACAGAUAAGGAGAUAUGGGAGGCUCUGAAAGGAGUGGGGGAUAAUAAGGCACCAGGUUGUGAUUGA